Chroicocephalus ridibundus (black-headed gull) is the source of this 2204-nucleotide messenger RNA. RefSeq names its product ALG5 dolichyl-phosphate beta-glucosyltransferase (gene ALG5). Bases 94 to 1065 code for a protein of 323 amino acids. Gene Ontology annotation, cellular component: endoplasmic reticulum membrane. The transcript has 10 exons. The record is from RefSeq and is a predicted model, not a curated record. Lineage: Eukaryota; Metazoa; Chordata; Aves; Charadriiformes; Laridae.
GGCCUUGACGGGCCCCGGCCGCUGGGAGGCGCCGGCGGCUCCCAGCCCCGCUGGCCGGGCGGGCGCUUCCGCCUCGCUGUCCCUCCGCGGGCUAUGGCGCUCUCCCUACCCGAAGCCGCGGCGCUGUUGGCCGCGCUGGCCGCCUUCCUCCUUCUCCUGAUUUGUAUGAUUGCUUAUGUAACUGCCGUAAAAAUGCCAACCCUUCACCGACAUGAAGAAGAGAAAUUCUUCGUAGAUGCUGAAGGCAGGAAAGAACCUGUACCAAGUAUACAUGAUCCCUCUACGAAGGAACUCUCUGUUGUUGUGCCUUCAUACAAUGAGGAAGACCGGUUACCCCUUAUGAUGGAUGAAGCUUUGGAUUAUCUAGAAAAAAGACAGAAACGAGAUCCAUCUUUCACUUAUGAAGUAAUAGUUGUUGAUGAUGGUAGUAAAGACCAAACCACAAAGGUUGCAAUGAAGUACUGCAAGAAAUAUGGAAGCGACAAAGUGCGAGUGCUUUCUUUGGUAAAAAAUCGAGGGAAAGGAGGAGCAGUCAGGAUGGGUGUCUUUAGUUCUCGGGGGGAAAAAAUUCUUAUGGCUGAUGCAGAUGGAGCUACGAAAUUUGCAGAUAUUGAAAAAGUAGAAGAAGGUCUAAAAAAUCUUCAGCCGUGGCCUAACCAGAUGGCUAUUUCCUGUGGUUCUAGAGCUCAUCUGGAGAAGGACUCAAUAGCAAAGCGCUCUUACUUUCGAACUCUUCUUAUGUAUGGGUUCCACUUCCUUGUAUGGUUUCUCUGUGUCAAAGAGAUCAGGGACACGCAGUGCGGAUUUAAACUUUUAACUAGAGAAGCUGCCUUGCAGACUUUCUCAACUCUUCAUAUUGAACGCUGGGCGUUUGAUGUGGAACUUCUUUAUAUAGCUCAGCGCUUGGGAAUACCUAUAGCAGAAGUUGCUGUCAACUGGACUGAAAUUGAAGGUUCUAAGUUAGUUCCCUUUUGGAGCUGGCUGCAGAUGGGCAGGGAUCUUCUUUUUAUACGACUGCGAUAUAUGACUGGUGCCUGGCAGCUUGAAACAAGAAAAUGUAAUUAGGUUAUUUACAUUUUCCAAAUAUAUUAUUAUACUUAAUGGAACAUGAGAACAGUUUCAAUCAAGUGAAGUGGUGAUGAAAGCUGAGGUAAUUCUUCAUUGCUCCUGUUGUAUGUUUCAUUUUUGCAGCAUGUAUGUGUUUUAUAAGAUUGUCAGCAGGGAAUUUGUACAAUGUUUUGAAACAAGAAAGCAUUACCAAAAUAUUUUCUUAUCUGGUAAUCAGGUUUUUAUUUUAUUAAAUAGUAGCUUUAAAUUGUCUUAUAAAUUCACUCAAAUAAAUGUAUCUGCUUUUGUCUCUUUUCAAUUUCCUUAUACAUACUAAAAAGAGGUACUCUAUUCUACAUUGUGCAAUAUUGUGUUGUGAAUGAUCACAACCAUUUGUUUCUGUAGUAUCUGGAAAUAUAUGGCCGUAUUGCAACUUGGAAUUAUCAGUCAUGGUUUCUGCUGAUGCACGUUUAGAUUCAAUGUUAUGGGAAACAUUAAUGGGUUUUACUGAGUUACAACAGUAAUGUUCAUAAGGCUGUUCUAAGAACUUCCAGUAGUCUCUUGACAUUCCAAAUGUUUUUGUUUGAAGCUGAAAUAGUUAGUCUGAGAUCAAACUGCAGAUCAUCUCCAGACUGUAGAAGGUCCAAGAGAAAGCACAUUUCAUGUAAAAAUGUUGUCUUUUAUAAGUAUGUUUUGUUCAUAUGUACUGAUUAAUACUGCAUGCUCGAGGCUAGGAGACCUUGGCAUCUACAAAUCUGUAGUGAAAAGGGUAUGGAAAGCUAAUUCAGAGCACACAAAAAUGAGACCCAAUGUACAUUGGGGGCCUGCGCAUUAGCAAUGCCAAUUUGACGGUGUGCUUCAAAUGAAAUCAGAGAGGGAGGGGGGAGUCUAGAAUCUUUCUUAGGAAUGUCGUACUCCAUUACAGUACACAGGUUUCAAUAGCACUUUCAAAACAGUUGUGGGUUGCCAAUAAACUAAGCCAAUCUUUCUUUCAGAAACGUACAAAUUUGAGCAGAUUUAAAGAAUGAACGGUAUAUGGUUGUACUUUCACAUAUAAUUUCACUGGUGAUUUUUCUUAUUCCUUCUGCAAUAUUGAGUUGAGUUUUGCUCCUGUUAGGGUUACCUCAGUUUUCAAUAAAUUGAAGUGUUGGAAUAAA